Molecule: messenger RNA, 5712 nt
Organism: Ictalurus punctatus (channel catfish)
Lineage: Eukaryota; Metazoa; Chordata; Actinopteri; Siluriformes; Ictaluridae
Gene: cntnap5a
Product: contactin associated protein family member 5a
Exons: 24
Coding region: 285-4211 (1308 amino acids)
Source: RefSeq, a predicted model, not a curated record
GACAGAGACAGACAGAAAGAGACGAGUGUAGGAGAGAGAGAGAGAGAGAGAGAGAGAGAGAGAGAGAUGCGCGCAGGUAGAGCCGCGUGGCUUUAAGAGCGUCUGUUUUCCCCACUCGCUGAGCAUUUCCUAUCACCGGCUGCAGACCACAGAGCUGUCAGAGCUCACAUCUGUCUGCUCACAGAGGCUCGAGUUGUCGGAGCGAAAGCACGUCGGUGGCACACUUCGGAAAUACAUCCCGUUUUUGGUCUUGGUUUCGGAUUUACCGGAGCUUUUACGCGGCCAUGGAGUUACAGAAGUGGCGGUGUUGCGCUCUCGGUGCAUCUCUGCUCGCCGUGUUCAGCUCAGCCAUGACUGCCGCUCACUAUAGCUGCGAUGGAUCACUAGCAUCCGGGCUGCCUGCGGCCUCUUUCCAGAGUUCUUCACAUUUCUCAGAAAGUCGGGCUGCUAACUUUGCCAAGCUGAACAGGAGAGAUGGAGGUGGUGGGUGGAGCCCGCAGUUGACAGACAGGUCACCAUGGCUGCAGUUGGACCUCAGGGCACGCAUGGAGGUGACAGCUAUAGCCACACAGGGCCGCCAUGGCAGCCAUGACUGGGUCAGUGGCUACACACUUCUCUACAGCGACAGCGGGAGUGUCUGGAAGCAGUACAGGAACGAGGACAGAGUUGCGAGAUUGGUGGGGAACAUGAAUUCCGACAGUGCGGUCUAUCACAAACUCAGCCAACCCAUUCGAACCCGCUUUCUGAAAUUUGUUCCUCUCAAAUGGAACCCCAGUGGCAGAAUUGGGCUCAGGAUCGACAUCUAUGGCUGCGCAUACAAAUCAUAUGUGGCAGAUUUUGAUGGCAGAAGCUCUCUGCUCUACCGGUUUAACCAGAAGUCCAUGAGCACAGUGAAGGAUGUGAUCUCGCUGCGCUUUAAGAGCCGACAAACUGAGGGCGUUCUGCUGCAUGGAGAGGGCCAGAGAGGAGAUUAUAUCACACUGGAGCUACACCGAGGGAGACUAGCUUUACACCUCAACCUUGAUGAUACCCGGGUCAGGUCAAGCAGCGGCCGUAUGGUGGUCACACUGGGCAGUCUGCUCGAUGACCAGCACUGGCACUCAGUGCUCAUCGAGCGCUUUAAUAAGCAGGUCAACUUCACCUUGGACCGACAAACACAGCACUUCAGGACCAAAGGGGAUGGAGACUCUCUGGAGGUUGACUAUGAGCUCAGUUUUGGUGGGAUCCCACUCCCGGGAAAGCCUGGAACGUUCCUUAGACGAAACUUUCACGGCUGUGUGGAGAAUCUCUACUACAACGGAGUGAACGUCAUCGAUCUCGCCAAGCGACGCAAGCCUCAAAUAUACACUGUGGGAAAUGUGACCUUCUCGUGCUCAGAGCCGCAGCUGGUAGCCGUUACCUUCCUGAGCUCGAGCAGCAGCUUCCUGUCCUUUCCAGCUCCUGCUCCCUCUCCAGAUGGGCUCUCAGUCCGCCUGCAGUUCCGAACCUGGAAUCCCGAUGCCCUGCUGCUGUCCAGUCGACUGGCAUCAGACCUGGAACAGCAUUACCUGUUACUGCAUAUCAGCAGCGGCCGCCUCCGCCUCACGCACCACACUUCAGACCUUAAAACACUGGAAGUGUCCAUUGGACAAAGGGUGAAUGAUGGUCUCUGGCACUCAGUGAGUCUCAGCACCAGAGGUCUGCAGAUCAUCAUGACGCUGGAUAACGAACCAGCUUCCACCAUUCAGCUAGAGGACUACCUGGAACCAAGGGACAGUUACUACUUUGGGGGUUGUCCGGUGUCUCAAAAUGGCUCUGGCUGUAUGAACACUGUAAUGGCCUUCCAGGGGUGCAUGCGCCUCAUCCUCAUCAACAACCAACCUGUGGACCUAAUGUACAUCCAACAAGGGAUUGUAGGAAGCUGGAAUCAAAUAGAGUUUGACAUCUGUGGCAUUCAGGACAGAUGUCUCCCUAAUUUCUGUGAAAACGGCGGCCGCUGCUCUCAGACGUGGUCUUCUUUCUACUGUGACUGCACAGGGACGGGAUACAGUGGUGCUACAUGCCAUAACUCUAUCUAUGAAGCCUCAUGUGAGGCCUACAGACUUGCAGGAAGCACCUCAGGCUACUUCUCUGUCGAUCCUGAUGGAAGUGGCCCUCUGGGUCCAAUUCAGGUCUACUGCAAUAUGACAGAGGACAAAGUAUGGACCAUGGUCCACCACAACAGCACUGAUCCAGUCCGAGUCCACGGAUCGACACCAGAGAAACCCCACAAAGCACACUUUGACUACGGCGCCUCGCCGGAUCAACUGCGAGCCCUCGUGUCGCAGUCAGAAUACUGCCAACAGACUCUGACCUAUCAGUGCAGGAGAUCUCGACUCUUCAACACAUGGGAUGGUGCUCCCUUAUCGUGGUGGCUGGAGCGUGGUGGUGAGAGAAGGACAUAUUGGGGCGGUUUACUGCCUGGUGUUCAGCAUUGCGCCUGCAGCCUGGAGGAGAACUGCAUCGACAUGAACUUCUUCUGCAAUUGCGACGCUGACCGAGACUCAUGGGAAAAUGAUACCGGGCUCCUGUCCUAUAAAGACGACUUACCAGUGAGGGGAAUAGUAAUAGGAGACACAAACCGAGCAAGAUCUGAGGCAGUCUUCAGUGUUGGACCCCUGCAAUGCUCUGGUGACAAGUCUCUUUGGAAUGCAGCAUCUUUUUACGAUGAGGCUUCAUACCUGCUCUUCCCUGCCUCACAAAUGGAGCUCUCCUUCGAAAUCUCCUUCUACUUCAAGACCGGCUCACCCUUGGGAGUCUUUGUUGAAAACGUGGGCACGCAAGACUUCAUCAGAGUAGAGCUGAGCUCUUCUUCAGUUGCUACCUUCUCGUUCGAUGGGGGCUACGGGCCGACUGUGUUAAAUGUUAAAUCUCCAGUGCCAUUGAAUGACCGGCAGUGGCACUGGGUCCGAGCUGAGAGGAAUGUAAAGGAGGCAUCGCUGCAGGUGGACCAGCUGCCUCUGCGCUUCCUGGAGCCUCCAGCACACACACACAUACGCCUGCAACUCAACAACCAACUCUUCGUAGGAGGAACAGCCUCUAGGCAGAGAGGCUUUCUAGGCUGCAUGCGAGCGCUUAAUGUAAAUGGCAUGACCUUUGACCUGGACGAAAGGGCCAAGGCGACCCCAGGUGUGAGCUCGGGCUGUGCGGGUCACUGCAGCAGCUCUGUGGGCGUCUGCCACAACCGGGGCAGGUGUGUGGAGAAGAGCACCGGCUAUGUGUGUGACUGCACACACUCCGCAUAUGGAGGGCCCUCCUGCAAGGAAGAGGUAUCUGUGUCCUUUGAUAGGGGUUCCUCAGUGACAUACACAUUCCAAGAGCCUUUCUCCGUCAUGCAAAACAGGACGGCCCAGGUUUCCUCCUCAUCCAUAUCUGCAUAUAGCAAGUCCAGAGACAACAUGGCGCUUAGCUUUCUCACCACACAGAGUCCUGCUAUGCUGCUCACCGUCAACACCUUCACCCAGCAGUAUGUAGCUGUUAUCCUCGCUCGCAAUGGGAGUCUGCAGAUUUGGUAUCAGCUUCAUAAGGAGCGAAGGCCCAGUGUGUUCAGCCCUGUGCUCACUAGUCUGGCAGAUGGGAAGCUUCAUCGACUCCGACUUCACAGAGAAGGAAAAGAUGUCUAUGUGCAGGUUGAUCAAGACAAUAAAAAAUAUACCCUCUCACAGGACACUGACUUUAACUCGAUGAGAUCACUAACCCUAGGAAAAAUUACAGCAGGAACUGAUGCACUAGACGAGGAAGUAGCGCAAGCAGGAUCCAAAGGUUUCAUCGGCUGCUUUUCAUCUGUUCAGUACAAUCACGUAGCUCCACUGAAGGCAGCACUGCUGAACCGUGGGAGCUCUUUGGUCAGCAUACGAGGCCAUUUGCUUGAGUCUAAUUGUGGGGCGCUGGCAGAUUUAUCAACCUCUAAAUCCCGUCUAGACCAUGGGGACGAGGUGGGUACAGAUAACAAGCAUAGUGAAGAAGACACCCAAAGAGAUUCAGCGGUAAUUGGAGGUGUGGUUACAGCUGUGGUGUUCGUAACGCUGUGUUUGCUGGCUGUGAUGGCACGCUUUCUAUACCAACACCGGCAGAUCCAGAGGACCACCAGCAUCCAAGAAAAGGAGCACAGGCGCAGCCUUGAAGCUGCCUACAGGGCAGAACUUCACCUGAACCAGUCUAUAAGGGACAGUAUGAAGGAGUACUACAUCUGAUGGACAUUAAAAACCUUAUAGCCACCGAUUGUCCCUUCUCGAGUUUAGUCCUUCUGCACGCUUGUGGUGUGGACUUUACCUAGCACGAGUUGUGUGGACAAGAUCCUUCACUAAUGGAGCUUUGGAGAAUGUAGGGAUCUUUGGAUCUAGGUAGGUAGUAGCUAGUAGAUUCCCAACCUUUUGGUCCGGAGUAGCGGGUCUGGGUUGUGCUGUCUGGUGAUGGUGUUAUCAGGAAAGUCCCAGCAUUUCUUGGACAAUAUUUCUCUGAGAAAACCCUAAAAAAGAAGCAGUAUCUGGUUAUUUUUGAGACUUUUGGACUUAAAGUGUAAUGCUAUUAUCCACAACCUCAACACCCCCCUCCCCUUCCCCCACACGGCUGGAGAUAAAGUUAUAAAAGGCCUACUGCAACAGUAUGGUCAGAAAUCUUAUUUAUUCAUUCUUCAUUGCACUUCUUAAUUUUUUUUCCUGAAAAUUAUUAUUUGAGUGUGUCCAUAAAGUCUGUAGUGUAGAGAAGGCUAAAUAUUAUCCAUAAAUGUAGGCAGAAAUCAAGAGUGUUUACAGAUUUUCAGAUUUGUGUAGAACAGUGUGUCAAACUUGGGUCCUGGAGGGACAUCUAGAACUGGAGUCUGACAGUCUUGGUGUUGAAGUUUAAAUGGAAAAUAGGUCCAAAAAAUUUUAUCCAUUAUGUUGGUAAAAUGUAAAUUUUAAUACAAGGUAAUGUGAAUCAUGAUGUCUUCAUAAAACUAUUAUAUUAAAAAAAAAAUGUUGUCAAUGUUAUGGUGUGAAAUGUCAUGCCAUCUUUCCAAUGACUGAAACUCGACAUGGCAUUUUCUCUAUAUAGUCAAAGUCUAGUCAUUUGGAAACCUUCUCGCACGUUAUAUUUAAGGUUGGUGUUCUUGCAGUAAUUGAACGUAUUGACAGCUAACAGUUGAACAAUGCACUUUGACCACUUAAUUCAUUAAAACAAAUUCAACAACUCAACAUCUGAAUACCAGCCUUUAAAUAAUUCCUCAUCAUCCUUUGUUUUAAAUUGUAUUACCAUUAUUAUGUCUUCUUAAAACAGUGUUUCAGUCAGUUCAGACCUUUAUCUAAAUUUUUAGCUUUUAUUUCAAACUGAAUGCUUAAAGUGAAAAUCAGAACACCUCUCAAAGUUAGUAGUUGAAACAAUAGUACUUAAGUCAGAUAUUUAAACUUUUGAUGCACAGAAGUAGGGUGCUGCCAAGCAGUGCUUUUACUGGUAUGUUCUUCGGGCAGGUGAAUGACGCUUACAUUUAUUCACUCUUCACAAAUGAUUCAUCUAUCACUUCAUCGCUUUUAUAGCUUUUAUUAUCAUUUUUAUGGUUUUCCUUUCCUUUUUUUCUUUUAAAUGAAAGUGUCCUUUAAUAUGUUGCUCCCUCUAUUUUCUAUCUACCCAAUAUGGAUUAUUUUAGAUGGCCUGUUUUGUAUAAUUGUACAGCUAUGCUGUAAAUAAAUAUAUGUUUAAUAAAAAAACAGAUUUUUU